Molecule: messenger RNA, 669 nt
Organism: Gongylonema pulchrum
Lineage: Eukaryota; Metazoa; Nematoda; Chromadorea; Rhabditida; Gongylonematidae
Source: the annotation of a GenBank genome assembly
AUGAAACCGUUGUGGAUACCGGGAACGAAAUGCGGAUACCAUGCGCUUACUUUUGGCUUUCUCGUUGAUCAGAUUGUACGUCGUCUUGAUCCCCGAAAACGUGGUGUUGAACAAAUUCUUCGUGAAGAUAUACUUGAAAAAUAUGGCGUAAAAGACAUUUCGAUUGGCCUUCCGGACGAACAAUCAAAUUUGAGGGUCGCAACUGUUGUGCAACAAACCAGUGAGGGGUUGGAAGUAGAGAGGAAAUUAAGUCCAGAAGGCUACAACAAUCCGAAAAAGCGAUGUUUGAAGAUGCCUUCAAACAUGGGUAUUGGGACAGCUCGUGGACUUGCUGAGCUGCAUUCGAUUCUCGCACGCGGCAAACUACUCCCCAGUGAUAUGCUCGAAUUAAUCUCAACGCCUCAGAUUAUCAAUGAAAUGGAUAUUAUUAAUGGAUAUCCGGAAAACAAGGGUUUCGGAUGGCAGUACAGCAAAAAUAAACUUGGCAACUGGAACUUUGGGCAUUCAGGACACGGUGGCCAAAUCGUACGAGUAGACCUGGAAACGGGUUUAUCUUAUGCGUAUCUUUGUAACGGUCUCAAAUCGUCCGAUUCUGAUCACGUUUUACCAUUUCGAAGACUUCAAGAGGCUUUAUACGACUGCGUAUUGGAGAUUCAGGCAAUAUUUUAA